Molecule: messenger RNA, 471 nt
Organism: Sclerotinia sclerotiorum 1980 UF-70
Lineage: Eukaryota; Fungi; Ascomycota; Leotiomycetes; Helotiales; Sclerotiniaceae
Exons: 3
Coding region: 1-471 (156 amino acids)
Source: RefSeq, a predicted model, not a curated record
AUGAGUAGCUACCUACCCCUUGUAAACGAUAAGCUCACGGUCCAUAACAUCAAGCCAUACUCUGUACGGAUUGAGUCUAAAGCAACACGCCACGUUGUCGAUUUUUUCUGCUUGUACAAGACUUCAGGCUCGCUAUACCAAGCUGUCGCACCUAAGGAAGUACAUAAACGGCCUUCAACUCACAAGAAGAAUGAUCUGGCAGCGGAAGAAUAUUUACUUCUUGCAUGCAUAAUCUGUACCCCGUAUGGAUUUGGACACAACACAAUAGAAGUAUCCCUCGAACGAAAGAACCACGCAUUAAGUCACAGGAUGUAUAUCGGUUUAAAUCAGCUGCAGGUUUUGGACGAAUCGAGAGUCCUUAGGGCUUCGGAAGCAUCAAUGCAUGAAAAAUGCUCUUCACUGCGGCAGCACAACACUGCUUUCCAAACUCUCGAAAUUUUUCCUGCUCCAGGUUGUCGUCAGUGUUUGUAA